AUGAGGUUGCAUAAUCCAGCUAGGAGCUGGCAGCUCCUUCAAUCUCCGCCCAAACGCUUCUCUUCUGGAGCUUAUAACCCGCCGCCAUGGCGCCCAGUUUCUGCGAUAGAUGAAUGGGUGAAGCGAGCUAUUCGACCUAUUAGUCUCCGCCAGUUGACCUUCUUUGGUCGGACCUUGACCGAACCACGACUCAUUAGCUCCGCCAACUAUGUGCGGACCGAGCUUCCUACUCGCCUUGCACAUCGUCUGCGAGAUAUCCAGCAGCUGCCCUAUGUUGUGGUUGCGAACCCCCAUCUCACCAUUGUAUACGAGCUCUACUACAAAGCGUUUGAGAAGUUCCGAGUGAUUCCUGAAAUCCGAAGCCUGGAGGACAAUGAUCGUUUCUGUGAUACUCUCAAAGAAAUGCUGAGAGAGCAUCUGAUUGCAAUUCCCAACCUGGCAAUGGGAGUGCUGGAAUGUCGCAACCUCGCUCCGGCGGACGAGAUGGACCGGCUGAUGAACACACUUCUCCGAGCGGUAUGUAAAGCCCACCCUUCUAUCUACUUCAUAGCUGACGAGUAUUCCUUCUGGCAGAGAAUUUCCCGCCGAGUCAUCGCAGAACAGCACCUAGCUCUGACCGAGACCUUCAACUCACCGUGGCAUUUCCCGGAUUCCCACGACAGAAUGGAUAUGAACGCAGACUUCGUGGGGGAAGUGUUCCUCAAAUGCAAGGCUAAGGAGGUGGUCGAGGGAUGUGGGAAGGUUGCACAGGAAUUGAUGCGGAAUAUAUCUGGAUCGAACCAGAUACCCGCCAUCACUGUCAAGGGCCAUGUCGAUGCAACCUUCCCGUAUAUCUUGAGCCACCUUGAAUAUAUCAUCGGGGAGCUUCUCCGCAAUUCAGUCCAGGCAGUCAUGGAAAAAUAUCAUGAUUCGACGGAAACGCCACCACCCAUCGAAGUGCUCGUCUGUGAGACGCCGCAGCAUGUGAUCAUGCGCAUAUCGGACCAGGGAGGAGGAAUUCCUCGAGAGAUUCUCCCAUAUCUAUGGUCUUUCAGCAAAGGCCCUCGUACGCAAUCCCGGCUGGAAAAUCUCGGACAGGUCCCUGCAAUGGCGGCGACAAUGCAAGAGUUGAAAGUGUCAAACGAACUCAAACAUAUUAACCGGGAUACAUACCACGAGGGAUCCCUGGACACAUUGACGUCACGACCACCCAAUCUUCGUCUAGGAAUGGGACUCCCAAUGGGUCGAGUUUAUGCUGAGUAUUGGGCGGGCAGCUUAGAGUUACACAGCCUGGAAGGAUAUGGAGUGGAUGCCUUCCUACAGAUCUCGAAGCUUGGCAACAAGAACGAGCAAGUCACGACUCGGGCGGCAAUUGAUGCAGUGUAG
Molecule: messenger RNA, 1365 nt
Organism: Penicillium paradoxum
Lineage: Eukaryota; Fungi; Ascomycota; Eurotiomycetes; Eurotiales; Aspergillaceae
Product: protein kinase PKP2
Exons: 3
Coding region: 1-1365 (454 amino acids)
Biological process (GO): protein phosphorylation; regulation of glucose metabolic process
Cellular component (GO): mitochondrion
Molecular function (GO): pyruvate dehydrogenase (acetyl-transferring) kinase activity
Source: RefSeq, a predicted model, not a curated record